GAUACAUGAAAUAAUUGUAGUGUCGGCGAUAUCGACAUCAAAUCGUUUGUCCCGGGAUUACGUUCGCCGUCGUCUUCAGAUUGACGCGUAAUCAUGAGUUGUGGUUUCGUUACUUGCGGCCCGAACGAAGCUCUGGUCGUUUCAGGAUGCUGUUACAGCAAACCACUUUUAGUACCUGGAGGCCGGGUAUUUGUGUGGCCUAUUGUGCAACAAGUACAAAAAAUUUCUUUGAACACAAUGACUUUACAAGUCGAAAGUCCAACGGUAUAUACCUGUCAAGGAGUACCAAUAUCUGUCACAGGUAUAGCACAGGUAAAAAUUCAAGGACAAAAUGAAGAAAUGCUUUCUACCGCAUGUGAACAAUUCCUUGGGAAAUCUGAAGAAGAAAUACAUAACAUAGCCCUUGUUACUUUAGAAGGACAUCAACGAGCUAUAAUGGGCAGUAUGACAGUAGAGGAGAUUUAUAAAGAUCGUAAGAAAUUUAGUAAAGAGGUCUUUGAAGUUGCAAGCAGCGAUCUAGUUAAUAUGGGCAUUACUGUCGUGUCGUACACAUUGAAAGAUAUUCGUGACGAGGAAGGGGCAAAGGGCUAUUUGCAAGCGCUUGGUAUGGCACGUACAGCUGAGGUAAAGAGAGACGCUAGGAUAGGUGAGGCCGAGGCUCGUAGAGAUGCGCAAAUCAGAGAAGCCAUUGCCGAGGAACAAAGGAUGGCUGCACGCUUCUUGAACGACACGGAGAUCGCGAAAGCGCAACGUGACUUCGAAUUGAAAAAAGCUGCUUACGACGUCGAAGUCCAAACUAAAAAAGCUGAGGCAGAAAUGGCCUUUGAACUGCAAGCAGCGAAAACCAAGCAAAGGAUCAUGGAGGAACAGAUGCAGGUGAAAGUGGUAGAACGCAGCCAAGAAAUCGCUGUACAGGAACAGGAAAUGCUAAGACGUGAGAGAGAAUUAGAUGCGACCGUACGUCGCCCUGCUGAUGCAGAGAAGUACAGGUUAGAGAAAAUGGCUGAAGCAAAUAAAUUACGCUUGGUCAUGGAAGCCGAAGCUGAAGCUGAAGCUAUUAAAAUUCGCGGCGAAGCAGAGGCUUUCGCCAUCGAAGCAAAAGCUAAGGCAGAAGCGGAGCAAAUGGCAAAGAAAGCUGCCGCAUGGAACGAAUAUAAGAGCGCGGCUAUGAUAGAUAUGAUGCUUGACACACUUCCAAAGGUUGCUGCCGAAGUCGCCGCCCCUCUUUCUCAAGCGAAAAAAAUAACGAUGGUAUCGAGUGGCAACGGCACCGUCGGUGCGGAAAAAUUAACCGAAGAAGUUUUCAAUAUCGUACAACGUGUCCCGGAACUCGUAAAGAACUUAACAGGCGUGGACAUUGCAAAGUCGGUUCAUGCGGCGUAAAUGUGCAAUAUAAAGGAUUCAAUUAUUUCCUAAUUACACGUUGUACUUCAAUGUACACACUUACAAAAAAUAUUCAAUGGAUCUUUGAUAUAUAUACAUUUACUUCAGAUAUUUUGUCUUGUAAUAAGGGUCAAGCAUUGAAAUUCUUACAUUAGAAAGGAAAUUCAAUCGACACUUUUGCUGCCUCAUAACACAUCAUAGCAUUUAUAUCACACACGUAUCUCAUACGUAUGUAAGGCAACAAUAAUCUCGAAUUGAGUUACUAUUCUCAGCCCCGGAAGUCAAUAUCACUUUAAAUUGUCUAAUUUAUUACAAUUUUUAAGGGACAUACUCGCGUAAGAAAUUUAUUAUUAUUAUUUGUUCAUUCCAUUAAUUCUUAUUCGGGCAGUAAAUGUGUGAUGCGACGUUAGCAAUUUAUUAGUGAUAUUAUUUUUAUACUAUUUUUUGACUAACAUUUUACUAAUUAUUUAGCAUAUUUUAACUAACUUUAGGUAACAUGCUAGUCUAUUUUAUUAAUUUGACGUAUAUCUGUUAAUAAAGAAAAAUUAUAUAUAUGUGCAUUCUGUCAGAUCUCUGAAGAAUCGACUGUAAUGGUCCACAUUUAUCUACACUACUUCUAUACCAAUAUGUGCCGAAUGCCAUUUCUCCAAAUAUUCUACUUCUACGUGUACCUUCCAAAUAUAAUUACUAAAUAAGUAUUUAGAUAUAAAAACAUUCAUGUUUCCUAACAUUUAUUUAAUAUCGUUUAUUCAAUGUGGAGAGAUCUUUUCUAAGACCCUUGAGAUAUAUAAAUGAGAUACACGCGAUUUUACGCGAGUGUUCUAUUUUCUGUAUCUCUAUAAAAUAUGAGACAAAUAAGAAUAUAUAUUUUACUCGUGUAGAUAGAAGAUCAAGUGAGAUCUAUUUAUUUGUAUGAAUCAUAGAAUCGUAACCCUUCGAAUAAGCCUCUGACUACGUAAGUUUAUAUGCGACCAAUAAAGCUUUAAACAAAUUAUAUAUAUGCAAUUUUAUGUAAAAGCAAUAAUACAAAAUAAAUGUUACAACUACA
Messenger RNA from Dinoponera quadriceps, 2431 nucleotides. Its product is annotated as flotillin-1. The record is from RefSeq and is a predicted model, not a curated record. Lineage: Eukaryota; Metazoa; Arthropoda; Insecta; Hymenoptera; Formicidae. The coding region runs from base 94 to 1383 and encodes 429 amino acids. The transcript has 11 exons. Gene Ontology annotation, biological process: protein localization to plasma membrane; positive regulation of endocytosis; positive regulation of cell junction assembly. Gene Ontology annotation, cellular component: plasma membrane.